GAAGUUUGCUAUUUUCUUUGCUAUUUUUUUUUUUAAAAAUUGGUUGCUGUAAUUUUGUAUUAAAUGCUGGGCAUCCUCAUUAGAUAUGGAACAGAACUGGUUCCAUGCUUGCUCAUUUGACUUCUUUUUCUACAAGAUCUUCGUUUUCUGAUUAUUUUAAUGGAAAAGAAAAAGAGAGAAACCUUUACCAUCUCUCUGGACAAAUGCUUCAAGCAAUCUGCGAUGACGCAUGUAGAAAUAGAAUAUAAGCCAGAUGAGAUAUUUUUUUCUUUUUUUUGUUCUCUUAGGAUAAAACCAGUCAAGAAUCUUGCUGAAUUUUUUAGCAUUUAUCUAAAUCGGUGUUCUGCUCUGUCAGUACUAACUGACUUCACAGGAUUCUUCCGAAUCCGUUUGGCUGUGUUCAUGUUUGUUCAGUAUUUAGUUGUUUCUUUGAUAGUUGUUAUAUAAAUGCUAAAGAGAUCACUUGUUUGUGUUCUGCAGAAGCAAUAUAACUGCUAAAGAGAUAAUUUGUUUUAACCUUUUGACUCUUUCGAGUCGUUAUGGCCGAGGAGAAUGGCUUGAAUGGUGUUGCAAAAACACACGAGGCCAGUACAUCAAAAACCCAUGAAGAGAAGUCCGCCAUAAAUGGGAAUUCGCAAGAGACAGAGAAGAGCAAGGGAGACGAGAAAACGAACACAGUUCCGUUUCACAAGCUCUUUUCAUUUGCAGAUUCAUUAGACAUUCUGUUGAUGAUUGUGGGCACAAUUGGUGCUGUUGGGAAUGGGAUUUCUCUGCCCCUUAUGACGAUUUUCCUUGGAGAUACGAUUAAUGCCUUCGGAGAAAACCAGAAUAAAGAUGUGGUACACGUAGUUUCAAAGGUGUCCCUAAAAUUUGUUUACUUGGCAGUAGGGUCUGCUGUAGCCUCAUUUUUGCAGGUGGCUUGUUGGAUUGUUACAGGAGAGAGACAAGCUGCAAGAAUAAGGGGUUUGUAUUUACAAACUAUAUUGAGACAAGAUAUAGCCUUUUUUGAUAAGGAAACAAACACUGGAGAGGUCAUUGGUAGAAUGUCUGGAGACACUGUUCUUAUACAAGAUGCUAUGGGAGAGAAGGUUGGAAAAUUUCUACAACUCGUAUCGACAUUCUUCGGAGGUUUUGUGGUAGCAUUUAUCAAGGGAUGGCUUCUUACCCUUGUCUUGUUAUCCUCUAUUCCACUUCUAGUGUUAGCUGGUGCAGCCAUGUCUAUCACUAUAGCUAAAAUGGCAUCCCGUGGACAAACUGCUUAUGCAAAAGCUGCGUCUGUAGUUGAGCAAACUAUUGGUUCAAUCAGAACUGUUGCAUCAUUUACUGGGGAGAAGCAAGCUAUAAGUAAUUACAAGAAGUUUCUGGUUACCGCUUACAAUUCAGGUGUUCAUGAAGGCUUGGCUACAGGAUUAGGUCUUGGUGUUGUAAUGCUAAUCGUCUUCUGUAGUUAUGCUUUGGCAAUAUGGUUUGGUGGAAAAAUGAUCCUGGAAAAGGGAUAUUCAGGAGGCAAUGUGAUUAAUGUGAUCAUUGCGGUGUUGAGUGGUUCUAUGUCCUUAGGGCAGGCAUCUCCUUGCAUGAGUGCAUUUGCUGCUGGACAAGCUGCAGCUUAUAAAAUGUUUGAGACUAUCAGCAGAAAGCCAGAGAUAGAUGCUUAUGACACAAGGGGAAAGAAAUUGGAUGACAUCCGUGGAGAUAUAGAGUUGCGGGAUAUAUAUUUCAGUUAUCCAGCCAGACCAGAUGAGCAAAUAUUUAGUGGGUUCUCUCUUUCUAUCCCAAGUGGCACGACUGCAGCUUUGGUUGGACAAAGUGGAAGUGGGAAGUCGACUGUUGUCAGUCUGAUAGAGAGAUUUUAUGAUCCACAAGCUGGGGAAGUUCUUAUUGAUGGUGUCAACCUCAAAGAGUUCCAGCUGAAGUGGAUUAGGGAAAAAAUUGGACUUGUCAGCCAAGAACCUGCAUUGUUUACUGCCAGUAUCAGGGAUAAUAUUGCAUAUGGAAAAGAUGGAGCAACAAUUGAGGAGAUAAGAGCUGCAGCUGAACUUGCCAAUGCUGCUAAAUUCAUUGAUAAACUACCUCAGGGACUAGACACCAUGGCUGGUGAGCACGGAACUCAGCUAUCCGGUGGACAGAAGCAAAGAAUUGCAAUAGCGAGAGCCAUCCUGAAGGAUCCGAGGAUUUUACUUUUAGAUGAAGCCACAAGUGCACUUGAUGCAGAAUCUGAAAGGAUAGUUCAGGAGGCAUUAGACAGGAUUAUGGUCAACCGAACAACUGUUAUUGUUGCUCACCGUCUUAGUACAAUUAGGAAUGCUGAUGUAAUUGCUGUCAUUCAUCGUGGAAAGUUAGUCGAAAAAGGCUCACAUUCAGAAUUGCUUUCGGAUCCUGAAGGAGCAUACUCUCAGCUUAUACGCUUACAAGAGGUAAAUAAAGGUUCAGAACAUGCAGCAGAGAACCAUAAAAGAUCAGAUCUUUCUUCCGAAUCCUUUAGACAAUCAAGUCAAAAAAUUUCACUGCAAAGAUCCAUUAGUCGGGGAUCAUCUGGCGUAGGAAACAGCAGCCGCCAUUCGUUCUCAGCACCAUUUGGUUUACCUACAGGAAUUAAUGUUGCUGAAAAUUCCCAAGAAGAAACUGAGGUUUCUCCAUCACAAGAAAAAGCUCCAGAGGUCCCAAUCAGUCGCCUUGCAUAUCUCAACAAGCCUGAGAUUCCUGUGCUUACACUUGCAACUAUAGCAGCUUCUCUGAACGGUGUUAUAUUUCCAAUUUUUGGAAUACUUCUUUCUAGAGUGAUCAAAUCAUUUUUUGAUCCCACACCUCAUGAAUUAAGAAAGGAUACGAAGUUCUGGGCAAUAAUCUUUAUGAUACUUGGGGUGGCAUCGUUUUUGGUACUUCCAUCACAAUUUUACUUCUUUGGUGUGGCUGGAAAUAGAUUAAUACAGCGUAUACGAACAAUUUGCUUUGAGAAGGUAGUUCAUAUGGAGGUUGGUUGGUUUGAUGAUCCUCAGCACUCAAGUGGUGCAAUUGGUGCUAGGCUUUCAGCAGAUGCAGCGCUAGUUCGUGCUCUAGUUGGAGACGCACUAGCUCAGCUGGUCCAAAAUAUUGCAACAGCAGUAGCAGGUCUAGUCAUUGCCUUCACUGCAAGUUGGCAAUUGGCCUUCAUUAUUCUUGCACUAAUUCCUCUAAUUGGAGUCAAUGGAUAUGUUCAAGUGAAGUUCAUGCAAGGGUUCAGUGCUGAUGCAAAGAUGAUGUAUGAGGAAGCAAGCCAGGUUGCAAAUGAUGCAGUGGGGAGUAUAAGAACUGUUGCCUCUUUCUGCGCGGAAGAAAAGGUGAUGCAAAUGUACAAAAAGAAAUGUGAAGGCCCUUUGAAGACAGGAGUAAGGCAAGGCCUUAUAAGUGGAAUAGGAUUUGGUGUGUCUUUCUUCUUGCUGUUCUCUGUGUAUGCAACCAGUUUCUAUGCAGGAGCUCAACUUGUUAAGCACGGGAAAACAACAUUCUCGGAUGUUUUUCAAGUUUUCUUUGCUUUAACCAUGACAGCUUUAGGAAUUUCUCAAUCAAGCUCUUUUGCUCCUGACUCCUCCAAGGCUAAGAAUGCUGCUGCUUCUAUAUUUUCAAUUAUUGACCGAAAGUCAAAGAUAGAUCCAAGUGAUGAGUCAGGAAUGAUACUAGAGAAUGUACGAGGAGAGAUUGAGCUUCGUCAUAUAAGCUUUAAGUAUCCAUCAAGGCCAGAUAUUCAAAUUUUUCGAGACCUCAGCUUGGCUAUUCAUUCGGGAAAGACUGUGGCUCUAGUUGGUGAAAGUGGAAGUGGGAAAUCAACUGUCAUCUCAUUGUUACAAAGAUUUUAUGAUCCGGAUUCUGGUCAUAUAACUCUUGAUGGAGUUGAAAUUCAAAGGCUGCAAGUAAAGUGGUUGAGACAGCAAAUGGGACUUGUGAGCCAAGAACCAGUCUUGUUCAAUGAUACAAUUCGGGCCAAUAUUGCAUACGGAAAGGAUGAAGAUGCAACUGAGGCAGAGAUUUUAGCUGCAUCAGAAAUGGCCAAUGCACACAAGUUCAUCAGUAGCUUACAACAGGGGUAUGAUACUAUUGUAGGAGAGAGAGGAGUCCAGUUGUCCGGAGGGCAGAAACAAAGGGUAGCCAUUGCUCGUGCUAUAAUCAAGAGUCCAAAGAUACUGCUAUUAGAUGAGGCUACAAGUGCUCUGGAUGCAGAAUCUGAGAGAGUGGUUCAAGAUGCAUUAGACAGAGUAAUGGUGAACAGGACGACAGUUGUCGUAGCCCAUCGGUUAUCUACAAUCAAGAAUGCAGAUGUUAUUGCAGUUGUUAAAAAUGGAGUUGUUGUAGAAAAGGGAAAGCAUGAGACAUUGAUCAAUAUCAAAGAUGGUUUUUAUGCUUCCUUGGUGGCACUGCAUAUGACUGCCUCAACUGCUUGAUUUGCUACCUUUUGUAUUUAUUUUUUUAAAAUUUCUUUUAUUCCUGUUAUGACAAUUUUGGUGAAGGCCAAAGAAGCAGAUUCUGAGAUAUAUUAUAUUUAAAUUUUGCUCCUUCCAA
This is a messenger RNA of Manihot esculenta (cassava), 4533 nucleotides long. RefSeq names its product ABC transporter B family member 11. The coding region runs from base 540 to 4415 and encodes 1291 amino acids. The transcript has 12 exons. Gene Ontology annotation, biological process: transmembrane transport. NCBI's taxonomy places the organism in Eukaryota, Viridiplantae, Streptophyta, Magnoliopsida, Malpighiales, Euphorbiaceae. Gene Ontology annotation, molecular function: ABC-type transporter activity; ATP hydrolysis activity; ATP binding. Gene Ontology annotation, cellular component: membrane. The record is from RefSeq and is a predicted model, not a curated record.